AUGCAUCUGCUGUUGUUUCUGUUUGUCUGCAUCUGGACUGCUGUAGCUUCCCAGCACCGCCUAGUGGACGAUAUCUGCACUGCCAAGCCACGAGAUAUCCCAGUAAACCCAAUAUGUAUCUACCGUAACCCAGACAAGACACCCCAAGAAGGUGUGAGUGAAGGGCCUGAGGAGGAGAAAAUCCCCGACUUUACCAACCCUCGUGUCUGGGAGCUAUCCAGGGCCAAUUCCCGCUUUGCCACUCUCUUCUACAAGAGCCUGGCGGACUCAAAGAACGACAAUGAGAACAUAUUUAUGUCCCCUCUCAGCAUCUCCACAGCCUUUGCCAUGACCAAGCUUGGGGCAUGUGGAAGCACACUGGAGCAACUCAUGAAGGUUUUCCAGUUUGACACUAUUUCAGAGAAGACAUCGGACCAGAUCCAUUUCUUUUUCGCCAAACUGAACUGCCGCCUGUACAAGAAAGCCAACAAGUCCUCAGAGUUGGUGUCAGCUAACCGCCUGUUUGGAGAGAAAUCCCUGGUCUUCAACGAGACCUACCAGAACAUCAGUGAGGUGGUUUAUGGAGCCAAACUCUGGCCUCUGAACUUCAAGGAGAAGCCAGAACUGUCCAGGAGUCUCAUUAAUGAGUGGGUUGCGAAUAAAACUGAGAGGCGCAUCACAGAUGUGAUCCCACAAGGAGCCAUUAAUGAUCUUACUGUUCUGGUGCUGGUCAAUACCAUUUACUUUAAGGGCCACUGGAAAUCAAAGUUCCGUCCUGAGAACACAAAACUGGAGAAGUUCUUCAGAGCCACGGACGAGCCUUGCUUUGUGCCUUCAAUGUUCCAGGAAACUGCAUUCCGCUAUGCCUCUAUCCCAGGCUCCAAAGUGCAGGUGCUGGAGCUUCCGUACAAAGGAGAUGAUAUCACCAUGGUGCUGAUCCUGCCCUUUAGGGACACCCCUCUAGUAAAUGUGGAGAGGGGGCUGACGUCAGACAUCUUACAAGGCUGGCUGAAUGCCCUCCAAGAGGUCACCCUCUCGGUAUAUUUGCCCCGUUUCCAGGUAGAGGACAGCUUCAGCGCGAAGGAAAAGCUUUACCAAAUGGGCCUGGAGGAUCUUUUCAACCCUGCAACGGCCAAAUUGCCAGGCAUAGUUUCCGGUGGCCGUGACGAUCUUUACGUAUCCGAUGCUUUCCACAAAGCUUUCUUGGAGGUGAAUGAGGAAGGCAGUGAGGCGGCAGCUGCCACGACAGUUGUGAUGAUGGGCCGUUCGUUUCCGGCACCCAGGGUAGUCUUCAAUGCCAACAGGCCUUUCCUGGUGUUAAUAAGGGAAGUUGCCAUCAAUGCCAUCCUCUUCAUGGGCAGAGUAGCCAACCCUUGUCCAUAAACCUCUUAGCUGUUCCCUGGUGGCCUCAGCUCUG
This is a messenger RNA of Gekko japonicus, 1396 nucleotides long. It is a transcript of the gene SERPINC1, whose product is annotated as serpin peptidase inhibitor, clade C (antithrombin), member 1. NCBI's taxonomy places the organism in Eukaryota, Metazoa, Chordata, Lepidosauria, Squamata, Gekkonidae. Bases 1 to 1362 code for a protein of 453 amino acids. The record is from RefSeq and is a predicted model, not a curated record. The transcript is spliced from 6 exons. Gene Ontology annotation, molecular function: serine-type endopeptidase inhibitor activity. Gene Ontology annotation, biological process: regulation of blood coagulation.